UGAAAUGAAACACAUUAGCAUUAGUUAUUCUACAAGUUUCAUUAACAAACAUUCAUUCAAUUUUUCGUGCAGAAACUAUUAUAAUAUGAAAAUGAUCGCCACUCUCAUCCUGGUCUUUGCUAUUGCUUCUUCAACUCUUGCUCAAUGCCCAGUUCCUCCAACUGUCCCUGUCUCUGAUGUUGCCAAAAUUGCCGGCCGAUGGUAUCAAAUUGCUGGACCAACUUUUUCUGGAACCGAAAAUCAACCAAAAUGUGUUACCGCGGAUUUCACUCCAAAAAAGGAUGGAAACUUCAAUCUUACAAUGAACGCAACUGAUCCAGAUGGCUCAAAGAAUUCUGGUGUUGGUUUAGUCGAACGUACUGAUAAUCAGAAUUUACUUAAACUUCACACAUCACCAUACACUACGUCAUCUUCAAUUAACGUCUAUUUGGUCGAUACUGAUUUCGAUAAUUAUCUAGCUGCUUAUAUUUGCUUCCUUGAUCCUUCUCAAUCUCCAGUUCAAACUGGUGUCAUCUUAUCCAGGGCUAACACCGUGGAUGCUGAAAAGUAUGCUGAACUGACCGAUUUGUUGAUUAAUAAAGCUGGUGUCUCUACCGAUUACUUCAUAGCAACAAACCAAAAAGACUGCCAAUAUUGAUUGACCAGUUUAUUAAAAAAUGAUGCCCAAUGCUGAUACAAAUCCAAUUUACAAUGCAAUAAUUGAUUACUUUAAAAUAAACAAUUAAUACCUUAAAUAAAUAUAUAUUUCAUUGCAUAA
Messenger RNA from Tetranychus urticae (two-spotted spider mite), 757 nucleotides. RefSeq names its product apolipoprotein D. Gene Ontology annotation, biological process: lipid metabolic process; response to reactive oxygen species. The record is from RefSeq and is a predicted model, not a curated record. NCBI's taxonomy places the organism in Eukaryota, Metazoa, Arthropoda, Arachnida, Trombidiformes, Tetranychidae. Gene Ontology annotation, cellular component: cytoplasm.